Messenger RNA from Guillardia theta CCMP2712, 1050 nucleotides. RefSeq lists its product as hypothetical. NCBI's taxonomy places the organism in Eukaryota, Cryptophyceae, Pyrenomonadales, Geminigeraceae. The record is from RefSeq and is a predicted model, not a curated record. The transcript is spliced from 8 exons. The coding region runs from base 1 to 1050 and encodes 349 amino acids.
AUGAAGUCUAGCUUCACCCUUAUCCCCGUGCUCCUGCUGGCUUUCAGCCCUGAGCUCGCUACCUGCUUCGUUGGCGUCACUCCCGGGACCCUUCGCACCCCCAACAGGCUCCCAAUCCUCAGGGGUACUCCUUCUUCCAAGGGAACGGCCCCGAGCGCGGAGGAGGGGAACUUCUUCACAAGGAUAGUCAAGGAGCGCUCGCUGUCGACCCUGGGCUGCCUGGCCGGCAUCCUGGCCGGCUCUUACAUCUCCUACCAGCUGAUCAAGCUCGUGCUGUGGGGCGUGUCGAAGAUCCUCAGCCUCUUGCUGGUUAACCUCUGCACCCUCUAUCCCUUCCCCUUCUGCUACUGGGUUGUUCCCAAAUGGGUGGCGCCAGUGAUCUCGGGAAUAGUCGUGCUGCUUACAAUUGGCCCAAUCCUCGCGUACGCUCCUUCGAUGAUCAGCAGCGCGGCUGUUCCCAAGUUCGAGCUAGAGCGACAGGUGACGGGGAACGGGAUGACGCUGGAAGUUCGAAAGUAUGACGCAAUGUCAGUGGCUGAGAUGGAUGCGCCUGGCGACACGGUGCGAGACCGGAUGAGCUUCUCGUUUGCACGUCUCACCAACUACCUGACUGGAAGAAACGUCGACAACCGGACAAGACGAUCUGUCAGGCUUGGCAUGAGCGGUGAAGUGGAGGAGGAGGAGGAGGAGGAGGAGGAGGAGGAGGAGAUGGUUGUAAUGGUGGUUGAGGCUGCUGCUGCUGCUGCUGCUGCUGCUGGAAUGAUCAUGAUGAAGAGCCCUGCCAACGGGAAGAACACCGCAUCCCUGAUCCUUCCCUCUGCCCCAUCCUAUCCGAUUCCCAUGGACAACGACAUCUACGUCCGGACCAUCCCACCAACGAGGUACGCUGUGGUGUCCUAUGUCGGCGCCCUGCCCAACGAUCAGGAGCUGAAGGAUCGGGUGGAGGCGGUCCGAGCUCUUGCCCAGCAGUUCAACAUGAAGGUCAAGGACGAGCCCAUCGUCGGGCAGGUGCGUGAUCGCGCCGGUCAGCGCAGGUCCUCUCCCAGCUAA